AUGGGUGGUUUCCGUUGCUCGACUUGUCCCAAGGUCUUCAGCCGACAAGAGCAUCUCAAACGCCAUGAACAGGGCCACAAAGCGCCUCAAUUUCAGUGCUCUCAGUGCUCCAAAGCUUUCCAUCGAAAGGAUGCUCUCGCCAAACACGAACAUACCCAUCGAUCUACUGUCCCUUCGCUCCUGCAGCGAGGAGCCAGGGCUUGUUCUUCUUGCGCUGCUAUCAAAUCUCGCUGCUCCGGAGGAACACCCUGCACGAGAUGUGCGACAAAGGGAGCAGUCUGUCGAUACCCUGUGGGUAGAAACAAUGCAAGCGCCACACAAAUGGCAGGUAACAAUCUCGGGCAAGAAUCACAUCAGCGCAGCCCGUUUGCAUUAGAGCUUGCCCACUCUGAAAUGGGUAGGGUCACAGAGGGGGCGCUGGUCUAUCAGGGGCCGGCGCCUCCUUCAGAGCAAAUCUCAGACAACACCACCAUCGGCCUUGGAGGGCUCGAAUCCACGACGCCAGAUGUUCAGAUCACGCAACAAGAGUCGACAUAUUUCGCACAGAGCGACCUCGAUCAUACUACAACCAUGCCCACUUUUGACUGGAACUCCAAUAUCACAUCUACCAUCAAUUGGCUUCAGCCCGAUAGCUUCAAUAUCGAUGACGAGGACCUUGGAACCCUCUUUCCCGUGUUCCCCGAGAACUACUAUUUCUCGCCGAGUGUUGACUUUGUCAGCCCGACUCAGCAUCCUGACGUUGAUCUCUCCGGGGCCACACUCGAUUCGAGCGUCAGUAUCUACCAGGAGACACCACGGCCGGCGCGGGCAAUUCUUGAUGCGCAACCAAUUGCCUCACCAGACUCUGUGCCUCCUCCGACAGGAUGCGGGGAGUACUACGUCGAUGGAGAUGCCGGCAGAUUGCCCAGGUCGAAACGCCGCCGAGUUGUUGCAAAGGUCAGGAGUCUGAACGACUUCGACGAUCCUUCCUUCUCGCUGAAGUGCACUCCACUAUCCGCUGUCAGUACUCCGCCCCGACGUGAUCUGCCAGAGGAGGUGUAUAGCAAUCUAGAAUUUCUCUACCAUCAGCUUUGUUUGGACACGGCCAUCUUCAAGAAGUACGCGCCGUCGGCAUUUCCUCCUCGAAGUGCUUUAACCAAUCUUCUCUCGCUAUACUUCGUACACUUCGACCGAACGGUGCCAUUUAUCCAUCUGGCGACCUUCAAGCUGGAGAAAGAACACUGUGGCCUGGUAUUAGCCAUGAUGGCUCUGGGCAGCUGCUACGCAGAUUUUGACCAAUCUGGCCAUUUCGCUCUAUCCAUGCAUGAGUUUGUGCGCCGAUUCGUCCUUCUCAUUCAGGAGCAGAGGCACUGGCGUCCGGAAAAUACUACAACUCUCGCGCAAAUCCACCUGUUGCAUGCCAUCGGAGCAAGAUACACCGUGUAUGACCCUCUGCGUACCUCGUCGUCACUGUCACUGCAGAUCGCAGCCGAGUUCUGCCGCACGACGUGGCGCCCAGAAGAAUGCAGCCACACAGUGUCUUCGUCUGACUGGGAGACAUGGAUUGAGAAAGAGAAAAAGACCCGUCUCGGCUACUGCAUUUGGCUCUUGGACUCCAUGUGGACAUUUCAAUUUCAACAGCCACCGCACCUCCAUCUCGAUGAUGCCACGAAUCAUCAACUGCCUUGCUCAGAUCGACUGUGGGCGUGCGGUGACGCGACUGAGUUUGAUCAGCUGAGAGCGGCUUAUGGCUCGUCAGAUCCGCCGACACUGGGCCAGGCGCUUCAAAAUCUCUACAUCGACAAACGGCUGCUCCCGAACUUGGGCGAGUUCAGCCGGAUCUUGCUUAUCCACGGAAUCUUCCAUCGGACAUGGGAGGUCGAGACGACAGUGACGCAGAGUUUCUCGCGGCUCGAGCCGUCAGCGUUGAAACAAGCAACAAGUCAUGGAACAACGCACACUGAGCGUGUGUGGCCUCCUGCAGAACCUCUGUUCAACAAGUGGAGAAACUCUGCCUGUGACUGUCUGGACAUACUGCACUGGAGCGCCAACGCCGCGAUAGGAGCGGCGAGCGGGAUGGAGCACCCGACAGUGCUACACCUGCACCUGGCGCGGGUCGUGCUGCUGGCGCCGCUGAAUGACAUUCUGUUGUUUUCCCACUACCUGAUCCGGUCGAGCAGGGAGUCAAACCGCCUGUUCCCUCGCGUGUCCGCGGCCGAGGCCGAGGCGCACAGGCGACGCAUUCAACGCUGGGCGGUCCAGGAUCAGUACAAGGCGCGACUGGCCGCGAUCCACGCCGGAACGGUCUUUUGGCACGUGCGGCUCUACUCGAUCGACGCCUUCUACGAGCCCACCGCCGUCGCUCUGGCGGCGUUGAUGUUCUGGGCCCUGAGCGCCUUUUCGAUCAAGAAAUCCAAAACCAGACCAACCAGUCGUGGUGCGCCCGGCGGUGGGAGACUGUCUCCAAACAACCACAACCACAACAACAACAACAACAACAACAACAACAACAACAACAACAACAACAACAACAACAACAACAACGACAAUGAUGAUGACCAUGACGGCAGUAGUUCGCCGUCGCCGGACAUCUGCGAUAUUAUUCUUAUUGAUCGCCCGACGGACGACGAGCUCGUGCAGCAAUUCGUCCGACAGGGUGACUCGAUGCGCGCCAACAUGACUGGUGUCGGGGACGUCUUUGGGCCCCGAGGUCCCAGGAAGGUUUUGGCCGAGGGACAGAAAUUGCUCCUCAGUCUCGGCAGCUGGAGAGGCAUUUCCGAUUACUGGGUCAAGGUGUUGAAUAGGCUGGAAAAGGUCACGGCAAUGGCUGGCGUCGAUACUCAUGCUGCCGUUGAAGCGUCCUCGGCUUCAGAUCCUUUGUCCAUGUUGAGAUGA
Messenger RNA from Exophiala spinifera, 2874 nucleotides. RefSeq lists its product as uncharacterized. Gene Ontology annotation, biological process: DNA-templated transcription; regulation of DNA-templated transcription. Gene Ontology annotation, molecular function: zinc ion binding; DNA binding; DNA-binding transcription factor activity, RNA polymerase II-specific. NCBI's taxonomy places the organism in Eukaryota, Fungi, Ascomycota, Eurotiomycetes, Chaetothyriales, Herpotrichiellaceae. The coding region runs from base 1 to 2874 and encodes 957 amino acids. The transcript has a single exon. The record is from RefSeq and is a predicted model, not a curated record.